AUGGCCGCCUCCAGCGAUACUCUGACCAAAGUGUCUACGGAUGCUGCCACCGAGCUCGUCAAUUCCUUCUACCCAGCCCUUGGAAAGAACCGCGACGCCAUCGCAUCCUUCUACUCGACCACUCCAACUUCGAUCCUGUUGAACGGCAACCAGAUCGAAAGCGGUGCCGCGGUGCAGAAGAUCUUUCUUGAAUUGAUGCCAGCUGCUCACUACGAAGCGCAAUCUUUUGACUGCCAGGUCAUCAACCCCGCCUAUCCCACCGUUACCGCCAACGGCGUCAAGCCGCCUUCCGAGAUGACCGUCAAAGACAUGUCAAUUCUCGUCAUCGUGAGCGGCUACGUGCGCUACGGCGAGGGUCGUGAUCAGCCGCAUCGCGGUUUCAGUGAAACCUUCGUUCUGGUCCCAAACCCUUCCACCGAGCGCGGCGGUCGUCGCAAGGGCUGGCUCAUUCAGAGUCAAAACUUCCGGCUGGUGGUCUGA
Messenger RNA from Penicillium maclennaniae, 480 nucleotides. Its product is annotated as putative nuclear transport factor 2 domain protein. The transcript is spliced from 2 exons. Lineage: Eukaryota; Fungi; Ascomycota; Eurotiomycetes; Eurotiales; Aspergillaceae. Gene Ontology annotation, biological process: protein import into nucleus. The coding region runs from base 1 to 480 and encodes 159 amino acids. The record is from RefSeq and is a predicted model, not a curated record. Gene Ontology annotation, cellular component: nuclear pore central transport channel.